Drosophila subpulchrella is the source of this 1218-nucleotide messenger RNA. RefSeq names its product lysosomal aspartic protease. The coding region runs from base 1 to 1218 and encodes 405 amino acids. Gene Ontology annotation, biological process: cell death; proteolysis. The transcript has a single exon. NCBI's taxonomy places the organism in Eukaryota, Metazoa, Arthropoda, Insecta, Diptera, Drosophilidae. Gene Ontology annotation, molecular function: aspartic-type endopeptidase activity. The record is from RefSeq and is a predicted model, not a curated record. Gene Ontology annotation, cellular component: lysosome.
AUGUUUAAGUGGUUGGUUCUGUUGACCAUCCUGGCCUUGGUCAGUGCUGAAAUCCAGCGGAUCAAGAUCCACAAGAAUCAGGAUCACAAGAACACCCGUCAGAGUCGCAAGCAGGCCAUUCGGGCCCUGAAGCACAAGUACCAUCAGACGGACGAUAUCAUCAUCUACGAGGAUGGAGUUCCGGUUUAUGUGCAGCCCGACUACGGAUAUGACUAUCCCAGUGAGAACACCGAUGACUAUACAAACGAGGAGCUCGGAAACUCGAUGAACAUGUAUUACUAUGGUGAAAUCAGCAUUGGUACUCCACCGCAGUACUUCAAUGUGGUCUUCGAUACGGGUUCCGCCAAUCUGUGGAUCCCAUCGGCCCAAUGCCUGGCCACCGAUGUCGCCUGCCAGCAGCACAAUCAGUACAAUGCCAGUUCCUCCUCCACUUUUGUGUCCAGUGGCCAGAACUUCUCGAUCCAAUAUGGAACUGGUAGUGUUACGGGCUAUCUGGCCAUAGAUACGGUGACCAUCAAUGGUCUGGCCAUAGCGAAUCAGACCUUUGGAGAGGCAGUCUCACAGCCGGGAGACAGCUUCACCGAUGUGGUCUUCGAUGGCAUUCUGGGCAUGGGUUAUCAGCAAAUCGCCGAGGACAAUGUGGUUCCCCCAUUCUACAGUCUCUACGAACAGGGUCUCAUUGAUGAGCCAGUCUUUGGUUUCUAUCUGGCCAGAAAUGGUACCGCCGAGGAGGGUGGCCAGCUGGCCCUGGGUGGAACCGACCAGAGUCUCAUCGACGGAGAGAUGACCUACACACCUGUUACCCAGGAGGGCUACUGGCAAUUCAGCGUGAACAACAUCACUUGGAACGGAACCGUGGUUUCCGAUGGCUGCCAGGCAAUUGCCGAUACUGGUACCUCACUGAUUGCCAGUCCCCCGGCUGCCUAUACUCAGAUGAACACCCUGAUCGGCGCCGUUCUCAUCCAGGGAGACUACUAUGUGCCCUGCUCCACUGUGGACUCCUUGCCUGUGCUGACCUUUAAUAUUGGAGGCACCAACUUCGAUCUGCCCCCCUCGGUUUAUAUCCAAACCUACACGGAGGGCAACUACACCACCUGCAUGUCCACAUUCACCUAUAUCGGAACUGAUUUCUGGAUCCUGGGCGACGUAUUCCUGGGUCAGUACUACUCCGAGUUCGAUUUCGGACAGAACCGCGUGGGUUUCGCCAACCUGGCUUAA